CUUAUAUUGAGUUAUAUGUACAAUUUACGUCACCAAAUGAUGUACUUUCGUCCGGUGUUCGAGAUGUAUACACGACCCCUGACCGACACUCGGUUAGCGUGUUACAAAAUACGGAACAGCCCAUGUUCGGUAGCGGUGUCGAAUGCACAUCCCCCCCAAGACACUCUGUCGGUGGAUGGGACAUGUACGUCGGUGGCUCGACGGUUGACACUGGAAAUACGAGCUGGAGAACCGCAUCAAGUUCUACUGGAUGGCAAUCUACAUCUAAUUGAGGGCGUUAUCAAAUGCCCAGAAGAAGGGAUGACGUACUACCUACGACAUCAACCGGUGAGGGGACGUCGUACGCUGCAGAUGAUUGUGGGUUAGAAGGUGAGUCCGAUGUGGAUCCACCUCGAGAGCCCGGUCCGGAUGGUGCAGAGGUGGAAUUAUUUUCUGAACCGGAGCCUAUUCCAAUAGAAGGUGAAUAUGGUGAUAUGAGUGCAGAUGAUGAAGAAAAUCCACGAUUUAGAGCAUAUGCACCUCCAGCCCACAUGCAUAAUGUCGAUCUAUCAGCAGAUGAUGCGUUAGAGUUUCCAGAUCUACCACACCAGGUGCGCGAUCGUACAAGUUCGGGAGUAGAUGUUGGUGAACUUGAAGUUGGUAAUCAGUUUACCAAUAAGGAUAGUUUUAUUGGUGCUUUGAAACAGCAUAGCAUCAAAAACGGCGUUAAUUACCACGUCGUUAAAUCAAAAUCUGAUAAGUUUGAGGUGAAGUGUGCGGUGCAAGACGGCACAUGUUCAUGGAAAAUCGUCGCCUCGUUAAGGAAGAGGACAGGGUUGUGGGAGAUCAAAAAGUACAAAGGUCCACAUACAUGUGCUGCAGGUGUUUCAGAAGAUCAUCCGAAAAUGGAUUCAGCUAUGUUGGCUAGCUUGAUACUGCCCACGAUAAAAGUAGAUCCUUGGACUUCAGUGCCGGUGAUAAUUGCCAAUAUCCGUAGCCAAAUGGGGUACACGCCCUCUUACCGCAAGGCUUGGAUAGCUAAGCAAAAGGCAUUGGAGAAGAUGCAUAGUGGGUGGGACGCCUCUUAUAAUGAAAUAUGGCAAUGGUGUCAGGUGCUAGAGAGAUACGUCCCAGGUGCCAUCACAGACCUUCAAACGGAACAUGCAUACUACAACGGCCGAUUGCUACGUGGAUGCCAAGUGUUCAAACGCCUAUUUUGAACCUUUAAGCAAUGUCGAGACGCAUUUUCGUACUGCAAGCCGUUGGUACAAAUUGACGGUACCUUCAUGUUCGGU
Molecule: messenger RNA, 1274 nt
Organism: Gossypium raimondii (Peruvian cotton)
Lineage: Eukaryota; Viridiplantae; Streptophyta; Magnoliopsida; Malvales; Malvaceae
Exons: 2
Coding region: 285-1199 (304 amino acids)
Source: RefSeq, a predicted model, not a curated record